Molecule: messenger RNA, 1335 nt
Organism: Penicillium verrucosum
Lineage: Eukaryota; Fungi; Ascomycota; Eurotiomycetes; Eurotiales; Aspergillaceae
Product: HIT family protein
Exons: 3
Coding region: 1-1335 (444 amino acids)
Molecular function (GO): catalytic activity
Source: RefSeq, a predicted model, not a curated record
AUGUCAUGGCCUCGAUCGCAGCUUUCGGAAUUUGGUGAUCAAACAUGGUGCCCCUCAUGGUUUCAUCAGCAUGAACAAUUCUGUCUCACUCAACUAUGGAAUCUUAGAAUUCCGGGGUGGAGUCGCGGAAGUCCUGCGACACAGGCUUGUGCAGUGAUCAAGGAGCAUCUAAGAGAUCUUUCAUCAUUCACGGUUCUGGAUAUCUGCGCCGGUGCUGGUGGGCCUGCUCCAGUCCUCGAAUCGGAGCUUAAUAAAGAGAGAAAGGAUCCCGUUCAGUUUGUUUUGAGCGAUCUCUAUCCCCAUAUUAAAGAGUGGGAGAGGAUCUCGAAGAAACAUAAAAACGUGACAUAUAUCGGGACCCCCGUCGACGCUCGAGCGGUUCCCCGAUUUGCAGCGACCUCGAAGAAAGAGUGUCGAAUUUUCAAUCUUUGUUUCCACCAUUUCGACGAUAAAGAUGCAGCGGGAAUUCUGAAGAAUGCAAUUGAGUCCGCCGACUCAUUUAUCGUAUUCGAAAUCGGAGCACGAGACGUUUGGACUUGCCUAUGCUCGCUUAUCAUGUUCUUUUGGACUUUCUUGGUAACUCUUAUUUGGUACUGGAACUCGCCUAUUCAUCUAUUUUAUACGUUUAUCUUACCUGUGGCACCUCUGGCGAUUGGGAUCGAUGGGUUCAUCUCCUGCCUCCGAACCCGCACAGCAAAGGAAACCUGGCAACUGCUGGAUCAGCCAAGCCUUGACCUCACCAACUGGACCUUCCACAGCGGGCGAAAAGUUGUUUUGUUUCCUUUUAUCACUUUGUGUUCUACACAACCCCCCCUAACCUUCGCCCUGGUAAACCUGAAACCCAUCCUCCCGGGCCACGUCCUAGUCUCCCCACGUCGCGUCGUCCCACGCGUCACAGACCUCACCCCCGCCGAAACAAGCGACCUCUUCCUAACAGUGCGACGUGUGGGCCGCAUGGUCGAGCGCGUAUACGGUGCCACGAGCUUGAACAUCGCCAUUCAGGACGGCGUGCACGCCGGCCAGAGCGUGCCACAUGUCCAUGCGCAUAUCAUUCCGCGCAAGGCGGCUGAUCUGGAUCAUGCCGGUGGCACAGAUGCGAUUUAUGACUUGCUUGAUGGGGAUGAGGGAGAUUUAGGGAGGGUGUUUAAGAACACCGUUCCUACGGAAGAGGGGAGUCAGUCAGCCGAAAUUGGAAAUGGAAAUGCUGUGGAUUCAGGGAGGAGGUCUAGGUUCCCGGUUGUGGAUAAUGAGGCACGCAAGCCUCGUGGUGAAGAGGAUAUGAGGGCCGAGGCUGAGAUGUUGGCGCUGGAGAUGGAGAAUGUGCCUCUUGAUUAA